Wallemia mellicola CBS 633.66 is the source of this 5092-nucleotide messenger RNA. RefSeq lists its product as hypothetical. Gene Ontology annotation, molecular function: lipid binding. The transcript is spliced from 8 exons. Lineage: Eukaryota; Fungi; Basidiomycota; Wallemiomycetes; Wallemiales; Wallemiaceae. Bases 535 to 2706 code for a protein of 723 amino acids. The record is from RefSeq and is a predicted model, not a curated record.
GUGAAGCGGGUAUGUAUCCAGCUUUGUCUGGUGUUUUUAGCUGCUGUAUUGGUUCAUAGAGGUUUAGAUCCUCAUUCUUUGUCCAGUAUAGAUCAUUUGGUGGGGGUACCGAUGAUGUAUUUGGUAAGUUAGACAUGAUGUAUAGUUAAGGUUAAAAGACGAUUAAAGCCUGUUUUAUAGCUCUAUCAGCUUGUACCUGGACGACAUAGCAAAUUUGUCUGUAUAAGUGCCGUGCCGAGAGUUUCACUUUUAUCUUAGUAACUCUAUGAGAGUUUAGAUGUCCCUUUGUUAGCAAAUUUUCUAGUAUUCUCGGUUAUAUUUAUUAUUAUAGUUCUGUAUAUUAAAGCUAUUAUUUAAAUUAAUCUAUCAAUCUACUCUAAAAUGCUAUGUUAAAAUGCGUCAUAGCAAUUUAAGGUGCGGAUAAACUAUAAUAAAGCUGUGCAGAUGGAAAUACGCUCAACUAGUCCGAAAGUAUAUGAAAAUAUAGUAUCAUAAUAUAAAAUACCACGAUAUACCUCUUCUAUCCCUACGACGAUGGUAUUCGGCCUGAAAUCGAAAGAUCACGCCAAUACAGAGCAAGAAGGCGAAGCUAAUGAAGCAAAAUAUCAACAAGACGUCAGCGAAUUAGAGAAUGAACUCAAGCAAUCGGAGAAAGCUGGCGGUAAAGUCCACACUUUCGACCCAAAUGACGAUCCAAGUAGCAAAAAGAAAGCUGCAGUAAAAAGUGGCGCUGCACCUGAUACGGGGAACAAGGAAACUGAGGGUACAGCUUUGGAUUUGGAUGAUGAAGAUAACUCCGUCGAAAUGAGUGCAACGACGACGCUUGACGACGCAGCAAAAGCUACAAACGAUGCAGCUGAGAAAGGCGACGCAAAGGAGGAUGAAUUACCUGCGAAAUCAACCGAGAAAACUCCAGACGAUGACAUUCCAGGCAAAAUUCCUCCCUGGUACAAAGUCGGUCAUAAGAUGUCACUCACUGCACUCGACACUAACUUGAACGAUGAUGUUGAAUUGAAUAGAUUGGCAACUAGAUUCUUUGGUAAAUGGUACAUGAACUCAGGUGUCCUUAUCCUCUCAAUGAUUCUCACGAUCGUUAUCGGAAAGUUCAAUUUAGGUUUCGGUUGGGUCUUACUCGUUCUCGCCGGUGCAAGCACGUUCUAUAAUAUACAUAUGGUCCGUAUGAAGCGCAACAUCAAGGAUGAUAUCAGCAGGGAACUCUCCAUCAACCGUCUCGAAAGUCAACAUGAAUCUGCUGAAUGGGUGAACAGUUUCUUGGAUAGAUUUUGGCUUAUCUAUGAGCCAGUGCUAAGUGCAACGAUCGUUAGCUCAGUUGAUCAGGUUCUCAGUCAAAAUACACCAGGUUUCCUCGAUUCAAUUCGUAUGACUCAAUUUACACUUGGUAACAAAGCUCCUGAUAUCGAGUACGUUAAGACCUGGCCAAAUGCUGGUAAUGGUCUCAUUCAAAUGGAUUGGAGAGUCGCUUUCAAACCAUCUGAUAAGUCGAACAUCACUCCAAAUGAGGCCAAAAAGCAAGUCAAUCCAAAGAUCGUCUUGGCUGUCAGAGUAGGUAAAGGUGUUGUCGGAAAAGCCCUCCCUAUCCUUCUUGAAGAUAUGAAUUUUAGUGGUUACAUGAGAAUAAAGUUCACAUUGGAUAAGGAUUUCCCAUUCAUCAAACUUGUCGGUGUUAGUUUCCUUGAACGCCCUAAAUUCGACUAUGUAUUGAAACCUAUCGGUGGUGAUACCUUUGGAUUUGAUGUUGGUAAUAUUCCAGGAUUGAGUGCGUUCAUUACAGGCCAAGUACACUCUAAUAUGGGACCAAUGAUGUACCAUCCAAACGAAUUCACUCUCAACAUCAAGGAAAUUCUCGCUGGAACACCAAUGGAUGCCGCUGUCGGUGUGAUCAAGGUUGAAAUUAACUCAGCUCGUCACCUCAAGACAUCUAAACUUGGCGGUGGAAAACCAGAUCCAUAUGUUUCAUUCAACAUUGGCGCUAACGUUGAUAUUGACAGAACCGCAACAAUACAGAAUGCAUCUGAGCCAAGCUGGAAUGAAGUCAAGUACCUUUUGCUGACAAACUUGAAUGACAUGCUUAUUAUGAACGUCAUGGAUUUCAAUGAUCAUAGGAAAGACAGUGAUAUCGGUAUGGCAUCAUUCGAUCUCGCAACACUUAAUGAGGAGAGAAAUAGCAAGGACUCAAAUGCCAAGAUUAUCUACGAUGGAAAGGAACAUGGUUUGCUCGACUAUGGUAUUCACUUCUUCCCCGUCCUUGAACCAUCGAAGGAUGAGGAAGGAAAUGUCAUCCCUCCACCAGAUCUUCCAAGUGGUGUUGUUAGAGUUUCAAUAACACAGGCGCAAGAUCUCGAUAGCAGUGGGUCAAUCUUUAAUGGAAACAUAUCUCCAUAUGCAGUUCUCAGAGUCGGUAAAAAGCAAAUACACAAGACACAGACAAUGAAGCAAACCAAAAAUCCAAAUUGGGGUAAUAACAAAGAAUACCUCGUCAAGAAUAAGAACAAAAGUAUGGUAUCUGUUGAAGUAUUUGAUGACAAGGAUUUCGCAACCAAUACUUCACUUGGUACAGUAACAGUAAGCUUGACUGACUUGCUUACUGCUAAGGAGAGACAAAUUGACUGGUUCAACUUAUCUAACGUUAAAUGUGGUAGAAUAAAGAUUGAGGCUACAUUCAAACCAAUCGAUUUUAACAAUUGAUGUAAUUACAACAAAAAAGAAGCGAAGGAAAACAUUCUAUUUAAUGAACAAUGCACGUAUUAUACUUUUCUACUCCUAGAUUUUUUCUUUACGACUUUGCUAAUACUUCCACUCUCAAUUGCUGUUGGUUCGAGAUUUUGCGUGCUGGCUGAUUUGAGUGAUGACGUCCCACUUGAAGUUUUAGGGUAGAAGAGUGGUGUACUGUUACCACUACUGGCAUUCUCAUCAAUAUCAAGGUUCACAACUGGGACAUCGUCUAAGUCAUCCGAAUCUGUUCCUUUAUCUUUCUUGGAUUUUAUAUAAUAUGGGUUGGCAUCUCGUUCAGCUUUGAGUGCAGCUUUACGUCUCUUUCUUUCAGCCCUCUCUUCUGGUGUUUCUUGACGUAGCUUUGUACUGUGACGGCGCUCCUCUUUAUUCUCCUGUGGUUGUAUUUCUGGUUCGUCAUCUGUGUAGGAUUCUUCAUCGAUAUUGACAAAAAGUGGCACGUUGAGAUCAAAUUUCACCAUCUCUUCGUCCUCUUUCACUUCUAAUGCUUUGUUGAAAUAAAUGCUACUAACGAGGUAUAGUGAUUUCGGACAUUCGUUGCUAUCUUGAUCUUUUAUAAGAUCACCAUAAACGACAUUGAGGAGAUUGAGCAAUUGUCUUGCGCGCUCCUUUACUUCUACAUCUGCGAUCGUAGUGUAUGCAAUAAUUCCAUCUCUUGUUUCACUCGUCAAGUUUGUCAAUUCGGUCAAUUUCGUCUGACGAUCCCUAAUAUCAUCUUCCCAGCCAUUUGCAACAAGCAUUGCAUGUAUACCAUACACUCGAGCAAUGGAAAUGACUGUCAAACCCAUCACGAAAUGAGAUGUUUCAAGGAAUUUAGGAUGUAUCAAUUGCUGUAUUGUAGGUUGAGCGGCUUCUAGAAACAUAGCAUAUUCACCAGUAAUAUAUACAGCAGCAGGAAGUAAAUCAGAAACCAUACUAACUGGUAUAUCUGUUUCGACAUAUUCAACUAGCAUAUCCUGCAUUACAUUCGUAGCGUAUUGGCGUGUUUGUGGAUAAUUUACGGCAAUAUCAACCAAAAGUUGUGAAAAUUCCUCACCCAAUUCAUCGAUACCUUCAGAACCUCUCGACGGUGGUACAACUUUUGCAAGUUGCAUAAUAACAUUAAUAAGCCAACUAAACGAUGGUAUGUUGGUAUAAUGGUCUUUUUUGCAAAUCUUUAUUAUCUCCUGCGCGAGUUGGCGAAUGUAGUUUUUUGGUGUGGACUUCGUGCCACCGGUUAAGGCAUCCUUCGCACUCGUUUGUGUUGGUAAGAGUUGCUCAAAAAGUUUGUUCAUUACCCGUUCCACGUUGCUCUUCGUUACUAUCGCACUUAGUAUUUCAAGACCGCGAAGGCGAAUCAGAGUGUCGACAUCAUCAAGUGUGCUCAACAGUGCGUCUUCAUGUUCAUAAAGCAGGUGGGCAUGAUGGGGUACCAUCUGGGCAAUUGCUAAUAGCGAGACAUACUUAAGAUUCUGAUCCUCCUCAUCCAGAAAUUGGGUAAGUUUCUCGAGGCACUUCUCAGCUAGGUCACCAGUUGAUAACAUUCCACCGAUGAUGCAGGUCAGGACGCAUUCAUAAAGAACACUAACUGCAGUAGUAUUUUCGAUCAGUUCAUUUAUCGGACUGAAUAGCUUCCUCUGUAGACGUGGCUCAUAUGGUAAAAGAGUAGCGAACAACUUGAGUACUUUGAUAACAAGCCAAUUGUUUGUCGAUGAUGUCAGUAAGCGGUAUAACGAGGGAGCGAAAUGGAGACAUUGAGUUGGGUAGCUAGUUGCUAAUUCUGUUAUCGCCGAUACGGUUGCCACUAUGACUCCCGGAUCCUGAUCGUUUAAUCUCUCUCUAAGGCGUUUUUUGAAAUCGGCCAAUUCGAAAUCAUUUGUUAAAGUGAUUGAUUUGAGAAUAGCAGCGACGGAUUUUUGACGUACUGAUGGUUUUGUAUGUGUGGUAAGUCUACUUAUAUCGCUAGCCAAGUCGACGGAUAACUCAGGGGUUGCUAUACUCGUAAAUGACGUUAAUGCUAGUCCGGGCUCAGAUUGAAGAUCUUUCUUAAGUAAGUUUGGCAUGAGCAUCAUAACUUCAGUUUGGCUAUUGAAAGACUGAUUGGCUGCUAAAUAACCGAUUGCUUUCAGGUGUGCUUUCGAUGAUGAUGCAGUUUCUAUGAUAGGGAAAGCGGACCAGGAGAUAUCGAAUCCAAGCAUUUCAAUAUAGGUCAAUUUCAAGAUUGCGGUUGAUUUGAUAUCGAUAUCAGAAUUCCUAAUCUCUACCUUUAUCUCAUCUAAAACGCUUUCUAUAAAUUUCCUCUCAUCGUCCUUGUUAGCUCGUAAUCCCUGAGAGAUGGGAGAUGAGAUGGUGUAGAUAGAGG